GUUAGGUUGAAGGGAGAACUCAAAGCUAAUUAACUUGAGCUUUGUAAGUGUUCCCUCUCUUUAUACUGAUAUAGCUCUCCUUUGUUCAUGAGAAGAGAAUGACUACUACUACUACUAUUACUACAAGUUCUUCUUCUUCUUCUUCUUCUUCUUCAAGAGUUGGGAUCAUGGAGGAGGUCUUGGUAGUGUCCGGGCUCAUCGCCGUGCAAAUAAUCUUCGCAAUUCAUGCGCUUUUUUUGAAUCAGUUCUUGGCCCUCGGUGUUAACUCUCUCUCCAUCGUCAUCUUUGGGGGCUUGGCUAGUGCUUUGUUCCUCCUCCCCUUUGCAGUGGUUUUUGAAAAGAAGAAAUGGCCGGGUGAAUUAAGACCCUUGGUGACCGUUCAGAUGUUGUUGACUGCUAUUACUGGGGUUGCAUUCCAAGUUCUAACGUUGCGAGGUCUGAAGAUGACUUCUCCGGCGGUGGCCUCAGCAAUGCCUAACCUUGCCCCUGCCAUCAUCUUCAUCAUCGCAGCUUGUGUUAGGUUUGAGAGAUUCUCAAUAUGGUGCAAGUAUAGUAGAGCCAAAGUAUUCGGAACUAUAUUAUGCUUGGGUGGUGCCAUAGCGAUGAGCUUCAUGAUGAGCCCUCCCUCUUCAUCUAAUUCGACAAUAAAUCAAGUCUCAUCUCCAUUAAACAAGAUCUCUAGUACUGGGUCUAUUUCAAAGGACUGGCUCUUUGGUUGCUUCUAUAUGUUCAUCGCUGUCAUCUUCCUAUCAUGCACAACGGUAUUACAGGCUGCGACUAUGAUUAAUUUCCCAGCUCCUCUCACUUUAUGUGCUGUGACUACCUUGAUGACUUCGAUCAUAACUGCUGUUAUGCAAUUUAUUGUGGAGGGAAAUCUCAAUUUUGGCUCCUCGAACCUUAGUCCUCAGAGCAUUAUCGGCAUCAUCACAUUGGGAGCAGUUCUGACCGGUUCUUGUGUUGGAUUUCAAGCUUGGUGCGUUAAGAAGAAGGGACCCGUCACUGUGUCUAUUUUUAAUCCAGUUCAGACUGUUUGCUCUGCGAUACUAUCUGCUCUAGUUUUGGGACAAGUGAUCAGUCUUGAAAGUUUAGGAGGAAUGCUCUUCAUGUUUAUGGGACUCUACGUUGUUCUAUGGGCUAAGAAGAAAGAAGGCCGUGAUCCUCAAAAUGCCGAUGAUAAUGAGACAAUUCAUGACAUUGAGAAGCCCCUCUUAAGUUAAACUUUUGCCCUCUUUUUUGUAUAUAACGUGUUAUGAAUAUCUAGGGAAUGCGGGGAUCAUGUAACACCGUAUAAUCAAUGGGCGCAGAAAAGUUAUAGAUGAUGAUGGAACUUGUACAUGUAUAUAUAUACCCCCUUCAUUCUCUCUCUAACAAGAGAUGAUGGAACUUGUACAUAUAUAUAUUCCCCUUCUCUCUCUAACAAGAGACUUGUGAACUCUUCAGACUAUUUAGUUCUUUAGAUUAAUGC
Asparagus officinalis (garden asparagus) is the source of this 1465-nucleotide messenger RNA. Its product is annotated as WAT1-related protein At5g47470-like. Gene Ontology annotation, cellular component: plasma membrane. The coding region runs from base 99 to 1217 and encodes 372 amino acids. Gene Ontology annotation, molecular function: transmembrane transporter activity. The record is from RefSeq and is a predicted model, not a curated record. NCBI's taxonomy places the organism in Eukaryota, Viridiplantae, Streptophyta, Magnoliopsida, Asparagales, Asparagaceae. The transcript has 8 exons.